Phytomonas sp. EM1 is the source of this 2262-nucleotide messenger RNA. The record is from the annotation of a GenBank genome assembly. Lineage: Eukaryota; Euglenozoa; Kinetoplastea; Trypanosomatida; Trypanosomatidae.
AUGGCGUUUCAAACAUCCCAAAUGAUGAAAAAGGAGUUCCGCCUGCCAAUGGUUCCCGGGAUGUCCUGUGGUGAAGAAAUGCUACGACGAAAUUACCACCGUUCCCACAUCGUCGGAUCGGGCCUCGACUGCGCUACCACUUUCGACGCGGUACCGGCGGAUAUGAGCCGGGUGAACCAGCAAUUCGUUUCUUCCCUUCCCAUGACGAACGCGAACGACGCGGAUGCGGCGCUCUCGGAUGGCGCCGCCUUUGAUCUCACCGGCUACGUCCUCCGGUUUUAUGGCUACACCGUCGAGAGCGUGGCGGAGAGUGUGGUGGAGGUGGAGCGACUUCGAAAGGUGGUGUUGCGGUUUUACUUAGAGGACGGCACGAUGAGCGUGUCGGAGCCGUCGGAAGACAACUCCGGCAUCACCUUCCGCGCCAACCUCAAGCGCCACCUCGUGCCGCACCCGGAUGGCACCCCGAUCACCCUGGAGGAUCUGAAAGUGGGCGAGCCCAUCACGUUUUACGGCAAGACCUACCUCCUUUACGACGCGGACGCCUUUACGCGGGAUUUUUACCGGGAAAAGGGCACCGAACAGGCCCCGGCGUUGUCCGUUCCGCUCGAUCAAUACGCGAUGAGCCACGCCGCCAAGCGGGGGGCGCCCAAUCGUCUGCAAUCCAUCACCGCGACGAGCCCGCUGUACAACCAGCUCACGCCCGAGCAGGUGCGCGCGACGCAGCGCUUUCUCGCGUACGACCGCCAGGUCCUUCGCUGCGAUUGCACCUGGGAUGACUCCGCCAGCGUCUAUGGUUAUAAGCAUUACAUGACGCUUUAUUACUUCCUCGCCGACGGCAGCAUCGCGGUGGCGGAGAAGAACACCCCGAACAGCGGGCGCGAGCCGUUCCCCGUCUUUUUCAGCCGUCAACGCGUGGUGAAGCCGACGGAUCCGUCCGCCCGGUUCGACUCCAUCGCCCUCGGCUCCGUUACGUUUAAGGAGCCGAAGAAUGUGGCAUACUACACCGACAAGGAUAUCCGGAUCGGCAACGUGCUCAACCUCUACGGCCGCCAUUUCCUCAUCCACGACUACGACGCCUUCACUCGCGAUCACCUCGCGACGACGUAUGGGAUCACCGAGUACGCGCCCAUCCCGGGGGCGAUUCCGCCCCCGUUUGAGCCCCCAGGCGCGCGCCGUCGGGAGCUCAGCGAGGAUGAAAAACAAGCCAAAUCGCACGCCGUCGGAUCGGCGGAGCUCCGCCGGCAUCGCUUUGAUACCGCCUCCGUGAAGUUUCUCGUCGUGCUCGACAACGGCAAGUACGAGGAUUCGAUCCGGCGCUUCGUGCUCACCGUCUACCCUGCGGACGACACCAUCGCGAUCUUCGAACCCGUCAUGCGAAACAGCGGCAUCGUCGGCGGGAAGUUUCUCUCGCGGCAGAAGGUGAAACGCCCGGGGAGUGAGGAGUUUUACACCAGCGGCGACUUCUUUGUCGGCGCGCGCGUGAUCAUCAACGCGUUCCCGUUCAUGAUCCUCAAAUCGGACGAGCGCUCCCUGUGCUACAUGGAGAAUAACGGGGAGGAGUUUUCGCACUCCGAUAUCAACAAAAUCGUGCGCAAGAUGCGGGCGAUGCUGCGGAGCAAACAGAGCGGCCUCGCUGCGGCCUUCCGCCGCGCCGAUGACGUUCACCAGGGCGGUCUGGAGAUGUCGGUGUUUUUGUCGAUUAUGGCGGAGCUCCACUUAGAUAUGUCCGAGCAGGAGAUCCUGACGAUUCUUCGCUUUUUUGACAAAAAUAACGAAUCCUACGUCUCCUACGAGGAGGUGGCGUCACGCAUUCUGCCGGAGGGUACCGUUUUAGGCGGCGACGAUCGCCCCUGGAAGACGAUCCAUGACGAAAGCCUGAAGGAGGAAACUGCCGCUUUUGUGCACGAUCCGAAAGCAGAGGCGGAAAAGCAACGCCUCGCGACGGAAACCCUCCUCGCCGCACGCGCCGCGGAUGAAAUAAAGGAACUAUACGAACAACGCCGCCAGCUGUUUAUGAAGGAGCUGCGCGCGAUCACAGAUUACGCCAAAGACGGUUUGAUUGGCGUGGAUGAGUUCAAGAUGUGUAUUAGGCAGAAGCUGCAUAUCACCUCUUUGACCAAUGAGGAACUCAAUGCACUGGUAGCGAAGCUUUUCACCAAGAAAUAUCCGCGAGUCACGUAUGAGGAGUUGAUGCGCCUUUUUAACGGAACCUCAACUUUGUCUCACACGCUCGCAUUUAUAUCGGAUAUGAAAUCAGAAUAA